This is a messenger RNA of Drosophila innubila, 1292 nucleotides long. It is a transcript of the gene PGRP-SB1, whose product is annotated as N-acetylmuramoyl-L-alanine amidase. Gene Ontology annotation, biological process: peptidoglycan catabolic process. The transcript has 4 exons. The record is from RefSeq and is a predicted model, not a curated record. Bases 16 to 1239 code for a protein of 407 amino acids. Lineage: Eukaryota; Metazoa; Arthropoda; Insecta; Diptera; Drosophilidae. Gene Ontology annotation, molecular function: N-acetylmuramoyl-L-alanine amidase activity; zinc ion binding.
GUGAAACGGGAAACGAUGAACACAGCAUCUCACAGCAUCAAGCUACUGGCGGUUUUCGCAAUUUGCGCAAUUGCGCUGCCCUCUGGGACUUCUGCAUUGACUAUAGAGCCCCGCAGCAGUUGGGGAGCGGCAAGUGCCCGAUCCCCCUCUAGAAUAAAUGGAGCAGUUGAAUAUGUGAUCAUUCAUCACUCGGAUAAUCCCAAUGGAUGCAGUACGUCCCAGCAAUGCCAACGUCUGAUCAAGAAUAUUCAGACGGAUCACAAGGGUCGACGUAAGUUCAGUGAUAUUGGCUACAAUUUCAUUGUCGCUGGAGAUGGCAAGGUGUACGAGGGACGUGGCUUUGGACUGCAAGGCUCGCAUGCACCCAGCUACAAUCGCAAAAGUAUUGGCAUUGUCUUUCUGGGCAACUUUGAGAGCAGCGCUCCCUCCGCCCAGAUGCUGCAGAAUGCCAAGGAUUUGAUUGAGUUGGCCAAGCAAGGUGGACACUUGAGGAGCGAUUAUACUCUGUUGGGACAUCGUCAGACCAAGGCAACCAGCUGCCCCGGCACGGCGCUCUACAACGAGAUCAAGACUUGGCCGCGCUGGAAGGAGAUUCACCUUAUCGCCUAUUUAACUAGCGUGUGUGCUAUGAUGAAUAUUAAAGUGAAGCGGCAAAUGAUGAACACAGCAUCUCACAGCUUCAAGUUUCUGGCGGUUUUCGCUGUUUGUGCUAUUGCGCUGUCCUCUGGAACUUCUGCGUUGACUAUUGAACCCCGCAGCAGUUGGGGAGCAGUUAAAGCCCGAUCCCCCUCUAGAAUAAACGGCGCAGUUGAAUAUGUGAUCAUUCAUCACACGGAAAAUCCAGAUGGAUGCAGUACGUCUGAGCAAUGCCAACGUUUGAUCAAGAACAUUCAGACGGAUCACAAGGAUCGACGCCAGUUCAGUGAUAUUGGCUACAAUUUCAUUGUCGCUGGAGAUGGCAAGGUGUACGAGGGGCGUGGCUUCGGAUUACAAGGUGCACAUGCGCCGAAAUAUAAUUACAGAAGCAUUGGCAUUGCCUUUCUGGGCAACUUUGAGAGCAGCGCUCCCUCCGCCCAGAUGCUACAGAAGGCCAAGGAUUUGAUUGAGCUGGCCCAGCAAGGUGGAUACCUGAGGAGCGACUACACUCUGUUGGGACAUCGUCAGACCAAGGCAACAGACUGUCCCGGUACAGCGCUCUACAACGAGAUUAAGACUUGGACGCACUGGAAGCAAAUUUAGAUUAAAACCCAAGAAUGCUCUACUUUUUACAAAAUAUUUCAAAAUUUGUUUAA